AAGAAAAGGAGGCUCGCAGAUUUUUCCAACAAAUUAUCUCAGGAGUGGAUUACUGCCAUAGACACAUGGUAGUCCAUAGGGACCUUAAACCUGAGAAUCUCCUUCUGGAUGCCCAAGCAAAUGUAAAAAUAGCAGACUUUGGAUUAUCCAACAUGAUGACGGAUGGUGAAUUCCUGCGAACAAGUUGUGGAUCACCAAAUUAUGCAGCCCCUGAAGUUAUAUCUGGAAAACUUUAUGCAGGUCCAGAGGUGGAUAUAUGGAGUUGUGGGGUGAUUCUUUAUGCCCUUUUAUGUGGAAGUCUUCCCUUUGAUGAUGAACAUAUACCAACCCUAUUCAAGAAAAUAAAAGGAGGUGUAUUUUAUAUACCAUCACAUCUGUCAUCAGAGACAAGCAGUCUGGUAUCAUCAAUGUUACGUGUUGAUCCCAUGAAGAGAGCAACAAUGCAGCAAAUAAAGAAUCAUGACUGGUUCAAGAAGGAUCUACCAGUUUAUCUCUUCCCAUCAUCUUGCUUAGAAAGUGAUAUGGUAGACCAGGAGUGCUUAGCAUUAGUGUGUGAGAAACUAAACUGCAGUGAAAGUGAUGUGCGAUGGGCAAUAAAAAAUGGAGAUCCUCAUGACCAACUGAAGAUUGCUUAUCAUCUGAUACUUGACAACAAGAGAAUGAAAAUGUUGGCAGCUCAGGGAGAAAGUAAUGUGAAGGACUUCUACUCUUCUGUUUCACCUCCUAUCUCCUCCUUUCUUAUUAAAGAACCAGCAUCACCUGUGCAAAAGGCCGUGUCUUCAAAUGAAAGUUUUCCAAAUACAGCCAUGACUAAAGCAAGAUCCAAUUCUAACCCAACAACACCCUCCAAAAAAAUCCCAUACCUGAGGCUAGCACUUGGAAAGCGACCUAAAUGGCAUUUGGGCAUUCGAUCACAGAGCAAGCCAAAUGAUAUUAUGGGUGAAGUUUACCGCGCAAUGAUGUCUUUAGGUUAUGAAUGGAAAAUCAUAAACCCCUUUAAUUUGAGAGUGCUUAGAAGAAACAGGAUAACUGGAAAAUUUACCAAGAUCGCCGUUCAGUUGUAUCAGGUCGAUCAUAAAAGUUACCUCCUGGACUUCAAAAGCCUUCCCACCCCGGAAAUCCCUCCAGAACACACGGAAGGAACUCUAUCGGGAAAGUCAUCCAGAAAAUCGUCUGCAAACUCGUCGUUCAACAGUCUGAAAGACUCUGAUAGUUUCACGAGCCCAACUGGCUCACAUCACACGAUGGAAUUCAUGGAAAUGUGUGCAAGUCUCAUCAUCGCUUUGGCCUGCUAACGAAGUUACAAAUUGUUGAAAGGUGGAGCAUUGUGGGUAAAGUGAUGAGGUGAUCGCAAAGUUUCGGAACUUCGAUCGAAUAAGAAGACUUUCUUGAAUUCGGAGGCUUCAUUUCUCGUCUCCGGCUCGACUUCCAA
Messenger RNA from Pocillopora verrucosa, 1432 nucleotides. Lineage: Eukaryota; Metazoa; Cnidaria; Anthozoa; Scleractinia; Pocilloporidae. The record is from RefSeq and is a predicted model, not a curated record.